Molecule: messenger RNA, 6907 nt
Organism: Scophthalmus maximus (turbot)
Lineage: Eukaryota; Metazoa; Chordata; Actinopteri; Pleuronectiformes; Scophthalmidae
Gene: arvcfb
Product: ARVCF delta catenin family member b
Exons: 24
Coding region: 625-3768 (1047 amino acids)
Biological process (GO): cell-cell junction assembly; cell-cell adhesion
Cellular component (GO): plasma membrane; nucleus; cytoplasm
Molecular function (GO): cadherin binding
Source: RefSeq, a predicted model, not a curated record
GGAUGAGAGGGAUAAAGGCUGCCCUGCCUCCCACACAGCAGCGCGUCGCAGCCGCUAAUUAGUGGCCACUAACGACUAACAACUUUUUUUUUUCUUCUUUUUUAAAAAAAAUAAUAAUUUAGUGUAGCCUGCUUCGUUUCGCGCGUGGCUGAGAGAAAAAGCAGCGCGACACGCGACCCGAGACCCGGGGAGGGAGGGAGGGAGGUUGCAGCGGUGCAGAAUCCCUGCGGCAGCCAAGUUGCCCGGUCGAGGCUCGGACUACCGCUCGUCACACCGAAGGAGUCUUCUCGUCCGCGGGAACAAGGACGGAUGGGGAGAAACUGAGGUGUAGCGUCUCAAGUGUCUCUGGAGCCAUAAAUGUUAAACUGCCCUGAUUUUUUUAUGGGUCGUUCCCCUCAACCAAAGAUCUCUCCCGGCGAACUGAACAAACGAGUCGACUCUAGCAGGGCUGCUCCUGUCCUCAGUCUACUCCUGCUCCGUCUGACUGCACUCACCGACAUCAAAGCUCUUCGUUGUUCCUGCUGUCUCAAACCUCUGUUUCUGUUAGAGUGGGGGAUGUCUGUUUUCUAACACCUCCCAGCCUGCUUAUCUAUUCGAUCUGUACAACUGCGACCAACACUGGACAUGGAGGACUAUGAUGUUCGCUCGGCCGCCAGCAUCCUGGCUUCAGUGAAAGAGCAGGAGGCGCGUUUUGAGCAGCUGACCCGAGCCCUUGAGGAGGAGCGACGCAACGUCACCCUGCAGCUAGAUCGUGCCAACAUGCCUCCCAACCCCACCGCCAGCCAACCGCUGGCAUGGCAGCAGGUGGUGAUGCAGGAGCAGAGCCCCAGUAACGCCACAUCCCUGGCCAUGAUGCAGGAGCCGCAGGAGGUGGUGGAGGAGACGGUCACCAUUGAGGAGGACCCUGGCACCCCCACCUCCCACGUCUCGGUGGUCACCUCUGACGAUGGCACCACGCGGCGCACAGAAACCAAGGAUAUGUCAGCUAACGUGGAGCCCUCGCAAAUCGGCCUAAAAAAAAAAAGCUCUGUGAGUACAAGGCAGCCCGGCAUACCAAGACUCGGAAUGCUGUGGCAUUCACCACGCUCUCCUCUCAGCUCGGGCAGGCCGGAGCUGAAUAGGAUAUGUGAGGAUGUGACCAAGAUGGUGAAGACGGUGACCACACGGACAGUGCGUCAGGUGCCCCUUGGCCCCGAUGGCUUGCCCUUGCCUGAGGGCUCAUCUCCACUGGGCAGCUACACCGACUCCAUCGAUAGGCGCUACUUGAAGAAUGGAGGGGAUCGCUUCAUCACGCCUCAAGCGACCUCUACCCUGACGCGCUCCUACAACAACUCCUACAACGAUUCCUACGGCGAGACGCCUGAGAGCCAGUACGUUCGCCACUAUGGCCUGCACGACGGCUACGUGGAUCUGACGGACAACUACGGCAGCCUGUCGCGCGGCGUCAACUUCCGGCCGCCACGCUACCCCUACUUGCCCAACAGCUACCGGCCGGAGAACAGCUACACGCUUCCUAUUCGCAAGGAUGACUACGGCCAUGUCGCCCAGCCCCAGGUUCCUAUGGGUAGUAGCACUGUGGAUCUGAACCGCUCGCAGCCAGAGCGCUUCCAGGCCGAGCCUUAUGGCCUGGAGGAUGAUCGUCGUAGCCUGGGCCCUGAGGAGGAGGAGCCGUACGAGCUAGAGCCCGACUACUCCACUGCCAACCGACGCACCCUGCAGGGGGCCAACCGGGGUCGCACCCACCGGGAACCCCUCCGUGAUGGGCCCAGAGUCAGAGGGUACCCAGACGACCCCAUUGAGCCCGAGAUGAUCGAUGAGCGCCACCCUUACAUCCACGGCAUGUAUUCAGCGCCGCUGGCUCAGCCGGAGAGGGGGAGCAUGGCCAGUCUGGACCGCAUGGCUGGCCGGCGCUCACCCUCCAUCGACAGCAUCCGCAAGGACCCGCGCUGGCGCGACCCAGACCUCCCCGAGGUCAUCGCCAUGCUGGGUCACCCUAUUGACCCGGUCAAGUCCAACGCCGCUGCCUACCUGCAGCACCUGUGUUACGAAAAUGACAAGAUCAAGAAGGAUGUGCGUCAGCUGAAGGGGAUUCCCGUGCUCGCGGGGCUUCUGGACCACCCCAAAUCGGAAGUCCACCGCAAAGCAUGCGGCGCCCUGCGCAACAUCUCCUACGGCAAGGACAAUGACAACAAGGUGGCCAUCAAGAACUGCGACGGCAUCCCAGCCCUCGUCCGCCUGCUGAGGAAGACCAAUGACAUGGAGGUCCGAGAGCUCAUCACCGGGACCCUGUGGAAUCUGUCGUCCUACGAACCCCUGAAGAUGGUGAUCAUCAACCACGGCCUGCAGACCAUGACCAACGAGGUCAUUAUCCCGCACUCGGGGUGGGAGUAUGAGCCCAACGAGGACUCGAAGCCCCGCGACGCCGAGUGGACCACCGUCUUCAAGAACACCUCCGGCUGCCUCAGAAACGUGAGCUCAGACGGAGCAGAGGCUCGGCGCCGACUGAGGGAAUGCGAGGGAUUGGUGGACGCCCUGCUUCACGCUCUCCAAUCAGCUGUAGGGAAGAAAGACAUGGACAAUAAGUCCGUGGAGAACUGCGUUUGUAUCAUGAGGAACCUGUCCUACCACGUCCACAAAGAGGUGCCAGGCGCCGAGAGGUUCCUGGACCCGUCAGCACCACAGGCCCCCGGCUCAGCAGGUCCGCAGAGGAAGAAGAAGGAUGAUGCCGGCUGCUUCGGAGGCAAGAAGGCCAAAGAGGAAUGGUUUAAUCAAGGCAGAAAAAAUGGCGAAAACGACAAAAACUACGACACCCUGGAUCUGCCCAAGCGCGCAGAGCCGUCGAAAGGCUUUGAGCUGCUGUAUCAGCCGGAGGUGGUGAGGCUCUACCUGUCUCUGCUCACGGAGAGCCAGAACUACAACACCUUGGAGGCCGCUGCUGGCGCUCUGCAAAACCUCAGUGCUGGACAGUGGACCUGGUCCAAUUACAUCCGAGCCACGGUCCGUAAGGAGAAGGGCCUUCCCAUCCUGGUGGAGCUGCUGCGCUCCGACUCCGACAAGGUGGUCCGAGCUGUGGCCAUCGCGCUGCGCAACCUGUCCAUCGACCGCCGCAACAAGGACCUGAUCGGAAGCUAUGCCAUGCGGGACCUGGUGAGCAACCUGCCCAGCGGUCAGCAACGACCGGCCAAGAACCUGGAGGAGGACACCGUGGUCGCCAUCCUCAACACAAUCCACGAGAUCGUCACCGAGAGCUCUGAGAACGCCCGCUCCCUCAUCCAGGCCCAGGCCAUCGAGAAGCUGGUCGCCAUCAACAGGACCAGCCAAUCGGCGCGCGAAAAUAAGGCGGCGUCCCACGUGCUGCAGACGGUGUGGAGUUAUAAGGAGCUGAGGAACGCCUUGACCAAGGACGGCUGGAACAAGAGCCACUUCCAGCAGCCCACAGUGACAGCCACUCCUAAAGCAACCAAGAAUGGCAAGCCAGGCUAUGACGACACCACUCUACCCCUGAUGGAGAAGAACCAAGGCACCAGGAAAUGUGGCAGUGGUGAUAUGAUACCUAUGGAUGAGCUGGGUCCAGAUGGUUACACCACCAUCGACCAGAGGGACAAGGAAUGCAAAUACCAGGCAGUCGACGGCUCAGUGGACCUGACGGAACGGGAGCCAUUAAAGAAUGACACAAAUAGGAAACACUAUAUCAGGAGUAACAGGCCUGCGGUCAGUCUGGUGGACGCUUGUGAUGUUAAGCCCCAGCCUGUUGACUCCUGGGUCUAAAUGCAUGCAUGGCUUAGAAUAAGAACAGAGCGCCACCCCAGCUAGAGGAGGACCUCUCAUAUCACCACUGCCAUUUCACAUGGAGCUUACCUCUGAAGUUGGACUUUGUACAGAGAAGAGGAUUUCGAAAAAAAAGAAAGAAAAAAAAGAUCACAUCAGCGACUACCCAGCAGCAGCCAGCGUUCUCAUGCUUUUCGGAGAAAAUUUUCAAAAGGAUAAAAAGUGACUACUCUUACUACUUUCCCAUAUCUACAUUCCCACUGGACAUCGUGUGAUUUCUAAGUGUUGACUCUUGCUGAGCUCUGCGGUUGACAAGAAACAGACAAAGGGCCGGCGUCGAAGGUAUGGAAAUGUAGCAGGUCGGCGGCGUGAAACGAAGAAAGUGAAUGGUAAAGCGUACGUGUGUUGGACGGAAACCUGUCGGAGAGGAAAUGGAAAGUCGAUGAGUUUGUUACAUCUGAAAGGUGAUUGUGUCUCAAAUUCUGGAGGAUUUUACUCGCAGUUUGUUGUCGAGCGUUUGAUGUUUAGAUGUGAAACAGGUUUGGGUUGGCGUGUUUGAAGGUCACUGAAUGUUUGUUUUCAGAAUGGUGGGAUGGACGCGAGGAAAGGAAAAAGUCAAAAGGAGAGAAGCCGAGGCUGAGAAGAGAUGCAGCAUAGUGGGUGGAAAUGUACGCCCAGCAGCCUGCUCUCAUAGAUUUACAAUCCAUUUGGUUCACUGUGGGUUUUUUUUCAAAAAGCAAAUACGACAAAAAAAAAGUGCACUGAGAUGCUUUGAAAUCAAACAUGGUUAACAGGUGAUCGAUUUCCAUUUUAAUAAAACAAAGAGUCUGCAAGUUGUGGUCUGGAGGAAGUGACAAUGUGUGUAUACAACUGACGGAGUAACACUUUUUGGUAACACUGCAUUGCAAAAGUAAGACAAAAUGGAGGGACUUUUCCGCUUCAUUGUGGUCAACAUGUAUGAGCCAAGAGGCAUGUUGACCUCCGGUCACAGAGCUGUGGUUACAUGUGGAACUACUCCCGCUGUGAAGCAACGUGGUACACCGAGUUUCCUGGUUGGUUGCUCUUUGUCGAUGAUGUGUAGUAAAAAGGAUAUAAGGCAUUUUUUUGUUUAUAUAUGAUUUGUGUUUUUGAAAAGAGAGAAAGACGAUUGUUCUCUUGUUGAAAGGAUAGAUCUGAAAGAUUUUUUGUUGGUUUUAUACAAAUGUAUAUUAGGGUCAAAACAAAACAAAAAAAAGGGAAAAAUGAAGGAAAAUAACACAAAAAACUACGGACUGCUUAGUUGUAUAUUAAUAACACGUUGUUUGGAAAGCACAUCUCAUUUGACAAAGGCUCACCACGUUUGUAAGCGAGAAAUAACCACGUAACUGAAAUGUGUGUCAAAUGUUGUCGAGUUAUGCCGACGAUCACUUAUUUAUAUUUUGUAUUUGUCCAAAAAAAAAAAAAAAAAAGGUUACAGAAAUAACAAGUUUAUCUGCAGUGUUCUUUUCUAAAGGCGAUGGAAACAUAUGGUCUGGCAGCCCCUGUGUCUUCAAAGGGUCAGACAGAGGUAAUGAGACAGACGAGAGAUGGUGGUGUUAAUAAAAGUCCCUUCAGUUUUCGUUUCCGAUUCAUUCAGACCACCGAACCCUGAAUCCUCCUUCACAGGUGCAUCUUAAAGAGAAAUAUUCAAGUCGUGAGCAUGAAGAAAAAUCUGUACAGAUGUUUAUAUUUUGUUCUCUCCAAGUGCCAGUUUUUUUUGUGUGGUGUCAUUUGGAUAUUAUAUUAAUUCAUUCAUGUGCAGGGGAAGAGUAGAGAUGGACGAGUGGAGCUGGAUAUUCAAGGCAAAAUAAAAUAGUUGCAUCAGACUGUAUAAAUAAAAAAAAACAUCAAGUUUGGUCAUAUAGUAUAUAUUUUUACAACGUUAUAGGGUGAGCAAUCAAGAUGUAGAAGGAAAGCAGAUACGAAAUCUUAUUGCCUUUUUUCUCUUGCUCGAUGAGACUACGUUCAAAAUCAAGUUGUUACGUGUAUGGUCUCCUUUUCCAGCCUCCUGUCUCCUGUUCCUGCUUGAACGGGGGACAGAAAGAGAGUCCAAUCAGAUUUGGUAUCACUCAUGCGUCAUCGAGUUGAACGGCAUGUGCCUGCAUUGAAGUCUGAUUUUUCUUUGUGGCGUAUGUGACUUUAUAAAAGCUUGCAUAAUUUUACACAGUGUUUACAAAAAUGUACGUUGUGGUAAAAAUCAAUAAACUCCAAAAAAACAACAACAACUUACUGUAUAGAUUUUAAUUCCUGAGGUUAAUAUAGUUAAUAUGAUAAUACCCAGCAAACCUUUUGUGUGUCCUCAGAAGUGUGUGCUCUCAUCGGACGAUGCCGAACCCUCACAACAACAUAGACCCAUAUGACUUGUCUAUUCCUGACUGCACUGUGCAGUACCACAACCAAAGGAUCCGGAGGUGUAUUUGCAUGCACUCGUGAAAAAAAAGGGUUUUUUUGGUUUUGUGGAUGUGCAGCACAUUGUACAUUUACAAAAUAAAAAAGCCGAGCAACUGUGCUGUAAAAUAAAUGCAGGACGCGGACACACAUCGAGUCAGGCAAACCUACCUGUGUAGAUAUAACUUGAUUCAAGACCGUCAAAAUAAAGUAACUGUACUACUCAGUAGCAGAUGUGUUUGUACCUAUCAUGUGCCUUAACCUUUUCCAUGGUAUAUAAAGAUAAGUGUGUUUUAUAUAACCCCCCCCCUUUCAUCUCUCCAUCCCGUCCAUUCACCUCUCUCCCCCGCUCCGACUGUGUCAAACCCCCCCGCCCCCUCCCUUUUUCCUCCACUCAAGUCACUCAUUCAUCAUUUGUCCCGCACCCCCCAGCCCCGCCCCCCAAUCCAAGUAGUUUUAGACUGUUGGUGGGUUUCUGCCUUGUAUCACAUUGUGUUAUAAAACUUUUAAAAAGAGAGAGUCAUUCGAAAGAAAAUUGGUUUUGAUUUCCUAGAGGAGUAAAGUUGUUAAUGCUUUCGUAGCCAGCAGAAGCUAUGCCACAGUGACAGAAUGUAUUAUGUUGAUUUUACUAAUACCCAGAGGCAAAUAUUACGCUUGUUAAACAUAACAGUAAAAUACUGGUUUGUAGAGUAUAAAUUUGGUGUGUUUUCAAUAAAUCAUGCCUGAAAAGAAA